AUGCUUCACAUCACGACCUUCGAAAACACCAAAGUCAACGUUCACGUUCCUUCUCUAAUCCAACAAGGGGAUCAGCAGUUCUCUGUGAGCGCUCUGGGCGUUAAAGUGGUCACUUUACCAGGAAAAACACGUUUUGGUGAAUUCACUGGAAAGGACACAAAGGGUAUUCGUAUCACAGUAAAUAAACCGAUAUCCGUUUAUGGAUAUGGAAGGAUUCUCCUAGGGUCGCACCACAUUGGUGAAGGCUUCCUUGGGUUACCUGUGGAUGUACUCGGAAAGGAAUACAUUGUCCCAACGUACUCUCCUGUAGGAAGCUCUAUUGUGCAGGUUGUAGCUCAAGAAGACAAUACCGAGGUGUCUUUUAUGUUGCGCCUACCGAGGGGUGGAAGGGUUCAUUAUGGAGAUAGAUAUUUGUAUAAUGGCGAUCUUCUUAACACGACUCUAAAUGAUCUGGAAGUGUUUCAAGUUCAGGGCGAUAGUGAUCUCAGUGGAACAGUAGUGACAUCAUCCAAACCUGUUGCUGUGUUUUCUGGGGAUGACUGUACUGUGGUGCCAGAUAACACAUUCCCGUGUAAUCACCUUGUAGGGCAAAUCCCUCCGGUAAGCUUUUGGGGUAAGGAGUUUAUUACCAACCCUACCCCUGACCAUCUUGGUGGAGAUGAAUUUCAUAUCAUUGCAUCAAAAGAUACCACAGACGUUAACGUGGACCGGCAGAAAUAA
This is a messenger RNA of Porites evermanni, 720 nucleotides long. The record is from the annotation of a GenBank genome assembly. NCBI's taxonomy places the organism in Eukaryota, Metazoa, Cnidaria, Anthozoa, Scleractinia, Poritidae.